AUGCGGCCUGUCGGGCCCCGCCCUGGGCCAGGUGGACCCUGCAGCUUGUUUUGGCUCCUCAACACCCCAGGAAGGAUGAAAGAGAUGGAUCCUGCAAAGCUAGUGAGGAUGGAAGGGGGAAGAUGGAUGGUUGACCCCACAACCUCUGAGCAUUCUGUCCCAGGGACCUCCGAGAGAUCUGGGGAGUUCCAGGAGAGUGAAGAUGGGGACAAGGAUGGAUGGAGCCGGAGAGAUGGUGAUGAAUUGGAAGGGAAAAACAAGGGACAGCACAACAGAAUCCUCAUAGCAGAGAAUUCAUAUAAAUAUUCAGAAUGUGGAGUGAAUAUUGGUCAGAGCUCCCAGUCUACCUCCCAUCAAAGAACGAGCUUCAUUCAGAGGGAUAGCCUCACAUCACACGAAAGAGCAGAGAGGGAGAAAUUGUAUCAGUGCAGAGAAUGUGGGAAGAGCUUCAAUCGCUCCCAUAAUCUCACUUACCAUCGAAGAGUUCAUACAGGGGAGAAACCAUAUCCAUGCUUGCAGUGUGGAAAGAGCUUCAUUCGGAAGGAUAGUCUAACUUCCCAUCAAAGAAUUCAUACAGGGGAGAAACCCUAUCAGUGCUUUGAAUGUGGGAAGAGCUUCAGUCGAAGUUCCAAUCUCACUUCCCAUCAAAGAAUUCAUACGGGGGAGAAACCCUAUCAGUGCAUCGAAUGUGGGAAGAACUUCAGUCGAUACGGCCAAUUCACUUCCCAUCGAAGAAUUCAUACAGGGGAGAAACCCUAUCAGUGCUUCGAAUGUGGGAAGAGCUUCAGUCAAUGCACCCAUCUCACUUCCCAUCAAAGAAUUCAUACUGGGGAGAAACCCCAUCUGUGCUUGGAAUGUGGGAAGAGCUUCAGUGAAAGCGCCAGUCUCACUUCCCAUCGAAGAAUUCAUACAGGGGAGAAACCCUAUCAUUGCUUUGAAUGUGGGAAGAGCUUCAGUCAUAGCACCAGUCUCACUUCCCAUCAAAGAAUUCAUAUAGGGGAGAAACCCUAUCAUUGCUUUGAAUGUGGGAAAAGCUUCAGUCAAAGCGCCAGUCUCACUUCCCAUCAAAGAAUUCAUACAGGGGAGAAACCCUAUCAGUGCUUCGAAUGUGGGAAGAACUUCAGUCAUAGCACCAGUCUCACUUCCCAUCAAAGAAUUCAUACAGGGGAGAAACCCUAUCAGUGCUUCGAAUGUGGGAGGAACUUCCGUCGAAGCGACCAUCUCACUUCCCAUCAAAGAAUUCAUACAGGGGAGAAACCCUAUCAGUGCUUUGAAUGUGGAAAGAGCUUCAGUGAAAGCUCCAGUCUCACUUCCCAUCGAAGAAUUCAUACAGGGGAGAAACCCUAUCAUUGCCUUGAAUGUGGGAAGAGCUUCAGUGAAAGCGCCAGUCUCACUUCCCAUCAAAGAAUUCAUACAGGGGAGAAACCCUAUCAUUGCUUUGAAUGUGGGAAGAGCUUCAGUCAAAGCGCCCGUCUCACUUCCCAUCAAAGAAUUCAUACAGGGGAGAAACCCUAUCAGUGCUUUGAAUGCGGGAAGAGCUUUAGUCGCAGCCACAUUCUGACUUCCCAUCAAAUAAUUCAUACAAGACAGAAUACCUCUUAGUGUUUGGAAUGUGGGAAAAGGUUCAGUCAGAGUGCCACUCUCAUGGCCCACCAAAUAAUUCAUGAGAAUGUUAGCCGCUUUGAGACUUCUUCGGGUAGUGAAAAGCGGGAUAUCA
This is a messenger RNA of Lacerta agilis (Sand lizard), 1717 nucleotides long. RefSeq names its product zinc finger protein 883-like. Bases 1 to 1602 code for a protein of 533 amino acids. The record is from RefSeq and is a predicted model, not a curated record. NCBI's taxonomy places the organism in Eukaryota, Metazoa, Chordata, Lepidosauria, Squamata, Lacertidae. The transcript has 3 exons.